Limulus polyphemus (Atlantic horseshoe crab) is the source of this 1588-nucleotide messenger RNA. RefSeq lists its product as uncharacterized. Bases 163 to 1425 code for a protein of 420 amino acids. The record is from RefSeq and is a predicted model, not a curated record. The transcript has 3 exons. Gene Ontology annotation, biological process: negative regulation of transcription by RNA polymerase II; negative regulation of cyclin-dependent protein serine/threonine kinase activity. NCBI's taxonomy places the organism in Eukaryota, Metazoa, Arthropoda, Merostomata, Xiphosura, Limulidae. Gene Ontology annotation, molecular function: cyclin-dependent protein serine/threonine kinase inhibitor activity; 7SK snRNA binding. Gene Ontology annotation, cellular component: nucleus; cytoplasm; nucleoplasm.
AAUUAAGAAUCUGACGGAAAGGGUGUCAUAAGAACUGAAACAUCUUAUUCUUUUAUUACACACAACACCAAUGGACUUGUACAGAUUAAGUGGAAUUGCCAAAUUGUACAUUUCAAAUUCUUCAUUAGACCAUGAGUUGAAGAAGAUACAGCAGCACAAGAAAUGCAUGCAGUCAGGCAAACUAUAGAUCCUACAGAAAAUAUCUUCAUUGUGAAAAGGGAAGAACUGAACAAAAAUGAAGAAUAUUUGUCUGAAUCUGCUGAUGAGAACUUUGUUAAAUCUGCUCGCAAAUGUCGCCGCAGAAGGAAAAAGAAACCACGUGUACAAAUAAGACCAAUAGAUGUCCCAAAGGCUCCAGAAAACUCUACUCAAUUUAUCAUUGAUGACCAUGAAGACUGUAAUUUGUACAAAAGUUUUGAAAAUCCUGGUAAUGUCUUGAAUGAAAGUUCAGAACAAGACACAGUUGGGGGUUCAGCAUCAGACAGUUGGAUUAAUGUCAGACAUGCUGCUUUUCAUGACAUUGACUAUGAAUAUGAAUUACCAGAUGACUUGGAUCACACUGCAUUUUACGAGGAAGAUUUUGAAAAUGCCUAUGCAAAAAUUCGUGUUGAGAAUCUUCUACUGAUGACUGAAGAAGAAUUGGCAGAAAGAUGUGCUGAGUAUGAAGCUCAGAAGCUUGCUUUGGAAAAACAGCUUUCACAGUAUGAUCCCGAGCUUUGUCUGGAACAGCUGCAACAGAAACUAUUGAUGCUACAGGAAGAAAAUGAAAAGCUCAAAAAAUACAAUAGGUCUUUAAAGCAAUAUUUAUAUUCCCAAAUAGAUGAAUUAUCUGAUGAAUAUUCAGAAACUGAUGUUGAUGAUGGCAGUCUUUCAGAUGAUGAGUCAUCCCCUGAUAAUGAUGGUGACAGUAGUGGAUCUACAUGUAUUUUAAAAGAUGGAGAAUCUUCAGGUUGCUCUGAAGAAAAGGAAUCAUUGUUCCCAGAGAACUUAGAAAAUGAUAAUUUUCUGACUAGUAAGAACAGAGCUGAAUCCUCUUCACACAGAAAUAGGAAAUGUCCUUUAAAAAUGGAAAAUGUUGCAACUUGUGAUGAUGCAAGUUCUUUUCCUUCACUUCCAGACUAUGAUUUAUCAAAAACGGAAGUAACAUGUUUGGGUUCUCCUCUUAAACUUCAAGACUUUAACCCUAUUACACCUACAAGCAGUCCUAGACAAAAUGAGGAAAAGUUUGUAUGUACUGAAACAAUAUGCAAUAAUAAUGUAACUGCUGUUAGGUAUCAUGCGGAUGAUAUAGUAUCAAGUGACACUUUUCUUAAUGGUAGACCCAAGACUUCAGUAGACUCAAAAAAUGACAUUUCAAAUGAACUGAACAAUGUGGUAACUGUGACUGAAGAGUUUGAAGAAGACAGAAAGAAACAAUGUGGUUAGAACUAGUUUGUUACAUUCAUUCUUUGGCUGUUGAAACUAUAAUUUGGGAAUACAACUAGUCAAGUGUCAUUUGUUAUAUAUUUUAACUGUAAUGUGUGCAUGUCUUAUUCAGUAGUAUGUAAAUUUUUAGUUAUUAAUUUACAAUAAAAUUAGUAUUUGAUUA